GCAUAAGCGACAGUUAUGUAGGAGCCACCCACAGGAGGGUGGGUUCGUGUCCGUGUCAUCGCGUCUCAUCUCACACGUACCGAGAGCAGCUGCUACUCUACAUUGGUUGGUACACAACACCGCGAAGAAGGCAGGAAGGCAAGCGAGGCAAAAAAGGCGUGCACAGUGAGUGAGUGAGACAGCCAGCAUCCGGCCAUGAGAGAGGUCAUGAACAAAUUAUGGUCGUGAGACAGACAGUAUUUGCGGCUGGCCGGCGAGGUCUUCUCAACCUCCGUGCUAUGUGUGUACUGGUCUUGGCGCAAAAACGAAUUGGUGCGCAUGUGACGUAGAUUAACGUGACGUAUGUGUAUGUGUAUAUCACGUGUGUAUCGACAACAACCAAAGACAAGACAAGACAUGAAUGAGGGAUCGGAGAGGCCUGUCCGGCCUGCCUUGCAAAGACACAUGCAUGGAGAAACAAAGGGAGAAACGAGCGAGUGAUAAAAAGCCGACCGACGUACACACAGCCAGCGAUUGCGAUAAGCAGACAGACAGACAGACGGACGGACGGACAGACGGACAGAGAGAUGUCCAAGGACACUGGUCACGCCCGCCCCACACAAAUGGACACACCUCCCCGCCCGCACCUACCCCUCUCCCCUUACAGAGGACUUUGCAGAUACCAUCCAGCCACCAGGCACCAACCACCACCUCACACCUCCAUCCAUCCACCAUGUAAGCAAACAACGGAGAUGGCAUUCGACUGAUGCGCUCCCACAGCAAGGCAAGCAAAGCAGAAACAAACAUCACUUUUUGACUGACAUGAACCGAGCCCCUUGGCAUUCAUUUUCUCUCUGUCCUGUCUGGUACAAAAAUGCACACAGCUUGAAGGCGGUCAGUCUGACAGCAAACAACCAAAUAAUCAGUCAAUCAGUCAAUCAAGAACCCUCCCAUCUCCCAUGGCCAUCGUGUACUUACAUAAAUACGGGUGUGGGCAUCCCUGCCCUCUCAUGUGGUGGGCGUGGGCGGUCGGGGCCGAAACACGUCUGCCUUCUAUGUCUAUAGAGGCAGCCGCGUUUCAGCCACUCAUCCCCACGCACCCACACACAAGAGGGAGCGAUGGACGACCUCCACACCAGCUGUGCAGCUCGCUCGCAGCAGUCAAUCAGCCAAUCGGUCAAUAAAAGAGUGGGAAAACGGGAAAACGAAAACCCCAUGUAUACGAUCUGUCUGUCGGAUGCUGUCCUGCGGGCCUGCCGUCGUGUGCCGAUUCCUUAAGCCCGGCCGCCCGCAUGGAGAGCACCACACACAUAGACGUGCCUGGCAACCCACAUGCACGUGGCCCGAGUGAAGGGACCAGCACAACAUGGCAGCGAAGAGAGAGGUGAGGAACAAAGGCAAGAUGACUGGCACUGAUACACAGAGAGAGAGCUGGACAGAGAAAGAGCCCCAGCAAACACACAGGCAUACAGUGCCAUACACGCCCCGAUUCUUCUCUUUCUUCCUCUCUGUCUGUCUGUGCUGCUGGAGCGUAGCGGUGAGUAGCGCCGUCGACAGUCCACGCACCAGACAGCUGCUGUGGUCUCACGACACGACAGCUGUCAGGUGCGUCGUCUGUUGAUGACGGUAACCACCACCACACACGCAACGCACACUACACAGACCGCAGAUCUGACACACACAAACUCACACAGACGCACUCAUUUGGCAAAAAUCGGGCAGGCAAUACAGCACGGGAGACACUUACACCCACGCCCCCAACCCCAACUCCCCCCUCCCUCCCUCCCUCCCUGAGUCAGUGGAUGGACUGCUGCCGGUGGUUGUGCAUGACCAUGUGUGGGUGGUGGGGCUGGGCGUCCUGCACCUGCAUGCCGUCCAUCGCAGCACCACCACCAGCCGCAGCAGCCGCAGCAGCAGCACCGGAGCCAUCCUUCGCGGGACCGAUCAUCCCCAUCACCUGCGCACACACCACACACGGGGACUUCCACAUCAUGUGUGUGAUGUGGUGGUCCGCUCACCUCGUCAGCAGCCGCCGCCUCGAGCUCUUGUGUGCCUUGGGGGUAGGGGCUGCUGGCGCGGCGGGCGAUGCUUCUCUCAUGCUGCUCAUGGUCGGCAGGGUAACCAAACCCAAUCGCCUGUUGCUGCUGUGGCUGCGGCUCCUGCUGUGGCUGCUGCAGGUAGCCCCCCGAGUCAUCCGAACCCAUGUGAAAAGGCGGCUGCGGCAGCUGCAGUGGCUGCCCGUCCACCCCACCACCACCACCACCGCCCCUCUCCCCCAGCAUGUUGGUCUCAGCCAUCGACGCGGCCAGCAACGAGGCAGGAGUGCGGGCGCCGCUCGGGAGGCCGUGCUGCUGCCCAUUCUCAGCCGGGAACCCCACGGUGAUGGCGCUCUCGGGCGCGAGAGCAGGUGACCCUGGUGGCUGCCCGUAGGCCAGCCCGUUGGGCUGAGGCGUGUGAGAGGGGCUCCUGUGGUGUCCUGGGAUCCGCAGCACCACUGGCUCUGGGGUGGGGGGGCGGUGUGGGUGUGGGUGGGGGCUCCAUCCGCCCGCUUGGCUGUGGCUGGUGGGGGAGGCGCUGCCCGCACUGGCUGAUCUUGCCAGGGCUGCUGGUGGGCCAGGGGGGAGCAGCUGGUUGCUGAUGGCACGGUCGGGUGAGGGCGACUCGACGUAGGAGCCGGGGUAGGUGGGGGUGUUGGCGAGGGUGUGGAACUGGGAGAGUGAGGCCUGCAGGUGGGUGGCGCAGUAGUCCUCGGCCUUCUUGAACUCUAUCACCUGUGUCUCUGCCAAACGGAACACACACAGAGGGGCUCUCUGGGUGUAGGGGUGUCAGUCGGGUGUGUGCGUGCGUGUGUGUUGGGUGUGUGCCCUCGUACCACAAGUGGCGAUGUACCACUCGAAGAGGUUCUUGGGUAUGCGGAGCUUCAGCUGGAUGUGCUCGGGCUGCUUCAUCGGCACUGAGGGCGGGGCGACACACACAUCCACAGCAGACAAACAGACAGACACCAACAUAGGCAGCCUGUCUGUCUGUGUGGUGCUCCCUCGCUCGUUACGGUGAUAUGCUCACUGACGUACCGUGGGUCUUGAGGAAGGCGAACCCCUGUCGCUUGAGGUUGCCGAAGUCGGGGUCCUCGGCAGGGUUGUUAUCCGCCUCUCUGUGCACCACACAGACACACACACACACACACGCACACACGAUGGAGAUGUGGGUGUGUCGGUGUGUGGGUGGUGUGUGGUGUGGUGUGCUGACCUGAGAGUGAACCUCUUGGCGACCAUGAGAGUGCCCUCGCCGAACUCGAUGAGGAACUCAAAGUCGAGCUUGAACAGCUCCUGCAGAUGACGGGCACCCGCCGCGUUGAAACGCAACUUCAAGUAGGUGUAGCUCUGGGACACACACACACACAGACACACAGACACAGAGAGAGAGAGGUUUGUUUGCAAGUAGGUGAGCGGUAGGAUGCAUGGAUGGAUGGCUGGCUGAGAUGGCUUACGUAGCUGUUGUUUCUAUUGGCGACAAAGGCGUUAGGGUGGAAGACCUCGAUCUUGAACCACGGCUCAGUGUUGUUGCUGCCGUCGUAGCCGAACUGGUGCGCUGUGUCUGUGCAGUGCAGUGCAGCCACACACAUCAACAGAACAGUCAGUCGCCUGUGCCCCGCCCGCGUUGCCUUUGCUGCCCACUCACUCUCGAUGAAGCCAUACAGCUCCGGCGUCUCCUCCUCCUGCUUGAUCUCGAUGCCGCCCGUCCUGACAUCCACACACACACACACACACACACAAGAUGGCUGACAUUUGCCGACACGCCCUCUCAACCCUGCCCCCUCCCUCCCCCUCCGUCGCAGCUCACCUGAACUGCCUGAGCUCAGCGCACGCGGCGUUGUGCGCUCUGAGGAAGAGGUUCUCGCACGCCGAACCCAACAGACCCUCCAUCAUAGGCACACUGACUGCAGCACACGCACACACACACACACACACACACACACAAAAGGGAAAAGGUGUGAGCGGAUGGAUUCCGCAGCGAGGGAGGGCGGGAGGGGGCAUGCGUGCGUGUGCGUACUGUGGCUGGCGUCGAUGGCGCUUCUGGGAAGCGACAGGCGGCUCCGACCCGACACACUCGACCCGCUGCAAAAGGAUGGAUGGGUACGUGUGUGCCAUCGCUGGCACGCGUGUGUGUUCAGUGUAGUGUGGUGUGGCUGCUCACGCUUGGCUGAGUCCGUCGAAGUCGGUGAUGCUGAGCUUCUUCAUCACCUCCUUCCAACAACCUAACAGCCAGAGAUCAAAGGAACCAACAAACACGUAAAGGAAACGAGGCCCCAGCAGUACAGUGCAGUGCUCUCCCAUCACACUGCCUCACGCGCACACCCGUUGCACACACGUACUGAUGUUCUGUUUGUAGUGCUCGGUGGCGAACUUGCUCUUGAGGACGUGCUUGCCGCAGACGCGGCAGAGCGUCCUGGUCUGUCCGUUCCAGUCGAAGUCGAUGCGCAGGUCGCCGAUGAAGAGGUCACCCCGGGUGACCUUCCGCUCCUUGACGCUGGUCGCCGGGAACUCCCAGACGUUCUCAAAGAUCUGACACACAGACAGACAGACAGGCAGACAGAUAGACACACCGGUGGCGGGAGGGGGUACACGCGCGCACACACAGACACCACUCCCCUCCCUAUGUUUUGGCCACCUCAUCGAUGAGGAGGCAGUCGCCCUGUAUUCUCUGGUUGAGAGGUUUCUUUCGCUCGCGGAAGAAGUCGGUGCAGUCCUGCUCAGGCUGCAGCCGGAACGACAAACCAGCCAUCACCUCACCCACUCCACUACCGCACCUCACGUCACGAGCUCAGGCAGAUCAGAUGGGUGAGAUCUCGCUCGCCGAACCGCGACAAAAACAGCAGUGCGUGUGUGUCCACUGCAGCUCUUUCAGAUCCUU
This is a messenger RNA of Vitrella brassicaformis, 4890 nucleotides long. The record is from the annotation of a GenBank genome assembly. NCBI's taxonomy places the organism in Eukaryota, Vitrellaceae.